AUGACGGUGCGGGAGCUCAAAGAGGAGCUGGACCUGAUGGUCGGCAUCCCCUUCAACCUACAGCGGCUGCAGUUCCUGGACCAAGGGAUUUUGAUGGACGAUGCCACCCUGAGGUUCUACGAUGUCAUCCCUGACGCAGUGAUUUCAUUAUGUAUAUGGCAUUACGAUGGUUGGACAGAACUGGUCUUGGCAGCCGUGGAAGGGGACCCCAGUAAGGUGGUUUCAUGUUUCUUUCAAUAUUAG
Messenger RNA from Microtus oregoni (creeping vole), 243 nucleotides. It is a transcript of the gene Ankrd60, whose product is annotated as ankyrin repeat domain 60. The record is from RefSeq and is a predicted model, not a curated record. The coding region runs from base 1 to 243 and encodes 80 amino acids. NCBI's taxonomy places the organism in Eukaryota, Metazoa, Chordata, Mammalia, Rodentia, Cricetidae. Gene Ontology annotation, molecular function: protein binding. The transcript is spliced from 2 exons.